Molecule: messenger RNA, 4522 nt
Organism: Rhopilema esculentum
Lineage: Eukaryota; Metazoa; Cnidaria; Scyphozoa; Rhizostomeae; Rhizostomatidae
Biological process (GO): G protein-coupled receptor signaling pathway
Cellular component (GO): membrane
Molecular function (GO): G protein-coupled receptor activity
Source: RefSeq, a predicted model, not a curated record
UCCCCGGACAAUGUCCAUACAAAUGUAGAUUCAAGGGCACAAGGUUGAAUUGUUUCCGUUCCGCUAAUCAAAGCGUUGUGUACCGGAUUGGUGUGGCGUAGUGUAACUCAAACCCCUAUCCGAUAUGAAAGUUACUCCGCUCCGAUAGCAAUCCGGUAUAGUGCAACUGGCAUCUCAAAUACCAUUAACAAUGUGCAAAUGUAUCUUUAACUACUCGGGUAUCUUUUUAAUUAAAUGAUAUAGCAGUCGAGAUGACUCAUUACUUUGUAACAGUGUAACUCUAGCCUAAGAAUGCUUAACGUCCAUAAAAAAUCUUUAGAAAUCUUUAGAAAUUCCCAAGAAAUCCAUAAAUCCAUGUCAAAUCUGUUCAAAAAUCCGAAAAUCCCAAUCAAGAUUUUGGGGAUUUUAGAAAUCCCGAAAAUCUCGUACGCUAUUCCAGGUAGUGAAAUGCCCCUCGGUUGGAGCUGGCCUAGACGGAGCUGUGGCGCUGCCGCUAUCAAGAGACAUUGUGGGAUACAAGCCUAUUUACAUCCCUAUAAACAUUCAAACUCAAGUAGAGAAUCAAUAGCAAAAAUCCGGCGAAGGUUAAGACAAUUUAGAAUAUUGUCCCUGCUUAGGUGUCACGUUGGAAUAGCUUAUAUUUAGAUAUGCUUUAUGUAAUUUGUAUUUUUACUAGUGUACACGUCUUUUCAACUGCACAAUAAAUAUAUAUAUAUUUAUAUAUUUAUAUUUACAUAUUUAUAUAUAUUUAUAUAUAUAUAUCUAUGGCAAAAUUAUAGUACGACAAGUAUUACUUGUCUGUUCGUUCACUUUGUCUUUGUCUUUGGUGAAUUCAAUUUCGCAUAGAGAGUUCCAACGUUCGAGAGUGAUCUUUUGCAAUUUCGUGAGGGUUCCUUGCAUACAUUCGAACAAUACUGAGAGUUUCAACUCAAAAAAUCAUAAAAAAUAAAGCUAUACAAACGGGUUUGGCCCCAGCCUUAAGCCCCAGGACACGUGUCGUGAGCAGCAAAGUGCCACCGCAAUUUCUUACAGAAUUCUAACAUCGACAGGUCUUAACUUUGAUGGUGAAAUAUGCACGGAGAUGUAUUAUUAAUGUACCGUUCAGUCUCAUUAAUUCUUCCAGCAGUGAAUCUUUUCAUAAUAAGAGAUUGGUUCACUUUUGCUGUUCCAUCGGCAACCUUUCAACAAUGCCCCCUGUUUUUGAAAGAAGCUAAUAUCUUUGUCCAUCGUGCGGUGCUAGCAUCUGUAAUUUUCCCACUCACGAAGCAGAUGGCUUUUUAGGUCUUAUGAAUUGGAGAAGGUCAAGACAGUUUCAAACUUCAUUCGAGUUCAGAAAGUUAACCGUAUUAUAUACACAGGGCUGUUGCAAACCCAAGGUCAACGGAAUAUUGGAGAGCUUGGCCAGGUUGAAAUCGAAGAAUUCUGCGGUACCAUCAAAUAGCACGAAAGGAUAUGAAUAGCAGCAUAAAUAAAUCUAGCGACACCAGUGGGGAUAUCAAUUUUACCGGUUCAUGGCUAUCAGUAAUAAGCAUAUCAUUGUCACUGACAACUGUAGUUAUUAAUCUAUCAGUGCUACUCAUUUUAGCCGUUUACAAACGAUCACGACCUCAGGGUUCAGUUUUCAUCAUCAACUUGAUCGCAUCGGACCUAUUCUUCCCGACUUUUGAUAUCAUUUCAUACACAAACUCUCGCAGAUCCACCUCGAACACUGAUCUUUCCAAAAGCAAUUGCAGCGUCUACGUGUUCGUGUUUCUGUUUGCCACAUUUGCUUCAACAGGGAACAUUAUUAUGGUCACCUUAGAUCGUUACGUGGCUGUAACUCGUCCUUUCAAGUAUAAAGACAUUCUUUCCACAAGCCGCAUUGCUCUAUUAAUAGUGUCUAACUGGGUAAUUGCUGGCACACUGUCUAGCAUUGGCAUGACAAGCAGGCAGACACAAAUACCAGGAGGCGAGUGCCUUAUCUAUCAAGUUUUAUGCAAACUUGUCGCUCUUUUUAUCUGCUUCGUCCUUGUCCUGGCAUUCGUUGUCCUACUUGCAGCCUACUGCGUUAUAGCUAAAGAGGUGAGGAGCAAUUUAAGGAGAACUCGGCCUGUCUUGCAGGGAAGAUUCGAAAACACGAACUCGGCUGCUGAUACAGUGCGGAAAUUCCCCUCACGCGAAAAUAGUAGUUACGCGAGACACAUGGAGCAGCAGCAAUGCAACGAAAGAGAGGACAAUGAUAAAAACGUGAACGAAACGGCUAGAAAGAGUCGCAGUAUAUGCGUAGGACAAGAUGAUCGAGCAAUUAAUGAUACAAUUUUGCUAUUUCAAGCUUCUAGCAGUAAAAGAAACACAGUUACAAAAGCAGAUAUGUUUGAUGUACUGAAUCAACAGUCAAAAGAAGAAGUACAGUGCAAAAUGCCAAAUGAGACAAUUAAAUCUCUUACUAACCAAAACAACAAUUCACCCAAUUGCAAGACUAGCACAGUCCGUGGAAAGGAUCAAGUUUCUAGGCUUCAGAGGAAUAUUUCUACAGAUAAACAUCUUCACAGGUUCAAGAAUCCUGAAGACUUCAAAGGGUUAGACGAUGAGAAUGCUUGCGGCAAUUCCACUGACAGUAAAAUUAAGCAAAAGCGAUCUUUUUAUGCGGAGAAAGGCAGCGAAAAAAGAGAACCGACCAGAAUGGAUGCUGCUCUUAGGUGGCGUAGAAUAAUCAAGAGUAAAAAUCUUGUGAACAGUACAAGAACACGAGAGACAUUAUCAACGCAUUCCAAGCAAAGUAAUGUAAUACAAAGGUCAGGUUCUCUGUCAGAAGGAAAAACAAAAGUUGAAACUGAACACAUCGAGGUUCAAACAGCAGAGAAGUUGGUUUUAAAUAUGGAAAGGAAGAAUCUGAAUCAGGAUGAAAGCCCAAUGUGCAUUGUAACUGGAGCCUCGUGGAUGGUGGAGCAAAAUCCAUCUUGUGACAAAGAACUCGUCCCAAGGCCGCAGUUCCAAGGACCGUCAAACCUGCCGAUGCUGAAGGGUACUAAAGAUAUUUUGUCAUUUCAUACAUUAAGUCACCGCUCGUUCUCAGUUCCAAAGGGCAGUCACGACAAUCAAGUAAUGGAAGAGGCUUUGCAAGGUCCUGCACAAGGCCGGAAUAGCUUUCCAAACAUCAACCAAGGUGUUCUUUGUAUUUCAGAUGCCCCGCUUAGUAUAACACCGACUGUUCUGAUACAAAAAGGACCAAAAGUCUGGGAGCCAUCGCGUGCCAGUGAAAUAGAAGACCAGAAAAUUACUGAUAAGUCCUUUGUGAAGGAUAAAUCCUCUGCGAAGGAAAAGCGCCAGGACUACACCGCCAAUCGUGGAUCAAAGAAUAUAGAGGAAGCUGGCGAAAUUUUUAUCGUUACGUACAACAAGAGACUAAAGUUUGAAACGGGAAGCAGAGCUGGAGUAAAUGAGGAGAAAAUUGUAUCCGGAUAUGUUUCCGAUUCACAAACGGACAAUGUGAACAUUAGAAGAAAGUACUCGAUUUCAAAUGGCAUUGUCGAAGGGUUGAAAAUAUCAAUUGUCGUGUCUAAAGGGAGAAGAGGAAACCAGAAGACGAUUCACGCGGCUGCAGCAGUUUUGGGCAUUUUUCUUCUUAACUGGACUCCGCUAAUAUUCUGCUUGAUACUUAAACUGAACAACAACAGCCUUUCAGGACAAGGAGAGACGCUCGCCCAUUUUGCCAACUUGUGCGUGCAUAUAAAUGCACUCUGUAACCCGUUUCUCUACGUUGCUCGCACAAGGGGAUUCAAAUCGGUUCUUGCAAAGAUCAGAAACAAGCUUGUGGGAUUUGAAAUUGUUUAGUUCGUUCAACAGGGACGAAUAUUCUGGGGGUGCGAGGGUGUAGUUCUCCCUCUCUUAAUGUUCUUGGAAUUUUGCUUUAAUUCGGUAAAGUAAUUUUUUUAACUUACUAUCUUCUAAACCUUAUAGUUAAAGAUGGUAUUGUAAAAAGUGGCGUUUCCAUCAUUUUUAAGGCAUCUGUAGGGUGUGGCAUUAAAAUCCAAUCAUUAUCAAACACCCCACCCACAUCAUUGUAUCUAAAGUCCGUCCCUAAAAGUCGUUCACUUUGCACAAUGCGCAUUGAAAAUCAUUCUGAAGUCCGAUACUUGUCGUCGUCAGUUCAAGUAGAAGUUAGUCAGGUCAAGUUGAAGAAAAACAAAUAACAAGAUGUCUCUUUUUGUUGCGAUACUGGUCAUCUGUUUUAUCAGUAAGCAUUCGGAAGUCUUAACGAAUUCUCGUUGCAUAACUGUUACGAAUUAUCGUUGCAUAACUGUAGACUGGUACCACGUCCUCCCCAGUUCUCGGCAGGGUCAAUUUCGUCCUUCUUCUAAAUCCGAAGGGAAAAUGUUGGGGAGGGGUAAUAUUUUGGCAACGUACUUUUUGUGAUGUAAUUUUAUGGCUUUGAAACUGCCUUUACGCAGCCAAAAUUUAGUCAUUGGCGUUCCCUUUAAAGUGAAAUAGGCGUCCCUUGUUGGUUUUGUGAAACCUCCUUUGUUGGGAACUUGUCUCUGGU